Messenger RNA from Rhineura floridana, 5415 nucleotides. RefSeq names its product endosome-lysosome associated apoptosis and autophagy regulator family member 2 (gene ELAPOR2). The transcript has 22 exons. The coding region runs from base 448 to 3507 and encodes 1019 amino acids. The record is from RefSeq and is a predicted model, not a curated record. NCBI's taxonomy places the organism in Eukaryota, Metazoa, Chordata, Lepidosauria, Squamata, Rhineuridae. Gene Ontology annotation, biological process: positive regulation of BMP signaling pathway.
CGAGUUGCUACCCGGAGGGAGAGCGAGCAGGUGGAAGCGCCACAGCCCCGGCUGCCGCUCCGCUCCCAUCAGCUUUGAGUGGAAGCGACAGACCUUGUAACGCGCAUCUAGUAAGCAAUCAAAUAAAUAAAUAAAUAAAUAAAUAAUAAUUAAUAAUAAACUCCUCUCUUGCAAUGAAAUGCGUAAUAGCGAAAGGGUCCAGAGAAGCGUGGUGAGGUCUUUGCCUUGGAAAAGAGCAGGAGAGACAGACCGCUUCCAAGCAACCUAGCCAGCCCAAAGCCAGCGUCCUCGGUGGAAAGAGAGAGAGAGAGAAAAAAGAUGGUGUUGUAGUUGGGGCAGAAGAGAUCCUCGAAGGAAUUAGCCAGGGCGCUGUUGCAAGAAGCCCCUGGCCAGCUCGGCGUCAGCGUGGCGAGGAUUUCCUCCCUUUCCAAAAAGGAGACUUGGGGGAUGCCGCAAACGCUCCGGAUGACAGCGACGAGAAGGCAGUGCUCUGGCCGGGGUCUGCGCUUCCUCUCCUGGCUGGGCGGCUGGGCUCUCAUCUGCUCUCAAGCUGGUUGGCGUGUGGAUGCCGUCGCUGCUGCUUCCAGCCUGCAGUUGCCUCAGUGCCAGGAGACAGAGUACCACUUUGAAUAUACUGAGUGUGAUAGCAGUGGAUCCAGAUGGAGGGUAGCAGUCCCAAACAUGGAAUGUUCCGGUUUACCCGAUCCUGUCAAAGGGAAGGAAUGCACUUUUUCAUGUUCUUCUGGGGAGUAUCUAGAAAUGAAGAACCAGAUAUGCAGUAAAUGUGCUGAAGGGACUUACUCCUUGGGAAGUGGGAUCAAAUUUGAUGAAUGGGAUGACCUACCUGCAGGAUUCACAAAUGUAGCAACUUACAUGGACACAGCCGUUGACUCGGCUGAGAGGAAAGCAGAUAACUGCGGCAAAUCUUCAUGGACUUCUCGUGGGAAUUACAUCGAAUCAAACAGGGACGACUGCACUGUCUCCUUGAUCUACACUGUGCACUUGAAGAAGUCUGGUUCUGUCAUCUUUGAAUACCAGUAUAUUGACAACAACAUCUUCUUUGAGUUUUUUAUUCAAAAUGACCAGUGUCAAGAGAUGGACUCCACAAGUGAUAAAUGGAUGAAACUGACAGAUAAUGGCGAAUGGGGCUCCCAUUCUGUAACAUUGAAAUCUGGCACUAAUGUAUUAUACUGGAGAACAACAGGGAUCCUGAUGGGUACUCAGGUGGUGAAGCCUGUACUCAUGAAAAACAUCACCAUUGAAGGAGUGGCCUAUACUUCUGAAUGCUUUCCCUGCAAACCUGGUACAUUUAGCAACACGCCAGGCUCUUCCAUUUGCCAGGUCUGCCCUAGAAACACCUAUUCAGAAAAGGGUGCUAAGGAAUGUACACAAUGUCAAGAAGAAACACAUUAUGCAGAGGAAGGAUCAAGCCAAUGUAUAGAACGUCCUCCAUGCUCCAACAAGGACUUUUUCCAAAUCCACACACCAUGUGAUUGGGAUGGAAAGACUCAGCUCAUGUACAAAUGGGUAGAGCCUAAGAUCUGUAGGGAGGAUCUUCCAGAAGCAGUGAAGUUGCCUCCUUCAGGAGAGAGGAAGGAGUGUCCGCCUUGUAACCCUGGUUUUUACAACAACGGCUCAUCUUUCUGCGCUCCUUGUCCCCCGGGCAUGUUUUCUGAUGGAACACGGGAUUGCAAGGCUUGCCCUGCUGGUACCGAACCAGCUCUGGGACUGGAAUAUAAAUGGUGGAAUGUGCUCCCUUUCAACAUGAGGACAUCUUGUUUCAAUGUUGGAAACUCAAAAUGUGAUGGGAUGAAUGGUUGGGAAGUAGCUGGUGACCACAUCCAGAGUGGGGCAGGGGGUACAGAUAAUGACUAUCUCAUUGUGAAUCUUCACAUACCAGGAUUUAAGCCUCCAACAUCAGUAGCAGGGGUGACAGGCUCAGAACUUGGACGGAUCGCUUUUGUGUUUGAGACCAUCUGUUCAUCAGAUUGUGUGCUGUAUUUCAUGGUGGACAUCAAUAAAAAGAACACAAAUGUGGUGGAAUCGUGGAGUGGAACUAAGGAGAGACAGUCCUAUGCUCACAUAAUCUCAAAAAAUGCUUCUUUUACAUUCACCUGGGCUUUCCAGAGAACAAAUCAAGGCCAAGAUAGCAGGAAGCUUAUCAACGACAUGGCAAAGAUCUUCUCAAUAACUGUGACCAAUGCAGUUGAUGGUGUUGCCUCAUCCUGCCGGGCUUGUGCCAUUGGUUCUGAACAGUCUGGCUCCUCCUGCAUCCCAUGCCCUGCUGGGCACUACAUAGAAAAGGAAACUAAUCAAUGCAAGGAGUGUCCUCCUAAUACUUACCUGUCAAUUCAUCAAAUGUAUGGCCAAGAAGCAUGUAUCCCUUGUGGACCUGGCAGUCAAAGCACCAAGGACCAUUCUGCCUGCUUUAGUGACUGCAUGCUCUCAUUCAUCAAGAACAAUCAGAGCCUGACCUACGAUUUUAGCAACUUGAGCAAAGUAGGCUCCUUAAUGAAUGGGCCAAGUUUUACAGCGAAAGGAACCAAAUUCUUCCAUUUCUUCAAUAUCAGCCUGUGUGGGAACCAAGGAGAAAAGACAGCAAUUUGUGCAGACAAUAUAACAGAUAUCAAACUAAAGGAUAUGGUCACAGAAUCAGAAGAUUAUUCCGACAUUGUAAGGGCCUUUGUCUGCCAGUCUACUAUUAUACCACCUGACAGCAAGGGAUUCCGAACUGCUUUGUCACUUCACUCCAACAGCCUCGCUGACAUGUUUCUUGGAGCUACCAUUGAAACAACUCUGGGAAAUAUCAAUGUUAAGCCAGAAAUGUUUGAGCGUUCUGAAAAGACGAUACCUGAUGUGCAUUUCUUUUACAAGUCUUCAAGAGUUACAGCCACUUGUGAAAAUGGACGUGCUUCUGUUGUGACGAUGAGGUGUAACCCAGCAAAACCUGACCAAGGAGAAAUUUCAGUUCCCAGUUCUUGCCCUGCAGGUACCUGUGAUGGAUGUACAUUCUACUUCUUGUGGGAAAGUGCAGACGCCUGCCCCUUGUGCACAGAGCAGGACUAUCAUGAGAUUGAAGGUGCCUGUAAAAAAGGACAUCAGGAAACUUUAUAUGUAUGGAAUGAACCAAGGCUCUGUACAAAAGGGGUUACCUUGCCUGAAAAGAAGAUCAUCAUCUGUGAAACAAUGGAAUUCUGGCUAAAAGUUGGAGCAGGUGUUGGCGCUUUUACAGGGGUCCUCCUGAUUGCCUUAACCUGCUAUUUCUGGAAGAAGAAUCAGAAGCUGGAGUAUAAAUAUUCCAAAUUGGUGAUGACAGCAAAUUCAAAAGAAUGUGAGCUUCCCGCUGCUGACAGCUGUGCGAUCAUGGAAGGGGAAGAUAAUGAAGAGGAAAUAGUAUAUUCAAACAAACAGUCAUUACUAGGAAAGCUCAAAUCACUGGCAACAAAGGAAAAAGAAGACCGCUUUGAGUCAGUUCAACUGAAAUCUUCAAGAUCUCAAAAUAUAUGAAGAUUGUGACUCUGCCUUCAACCAGCAAAUCUGAUUUCUGUUUAUACAGGACCACAUUUUAAACAUGACCUGGCACGCAUCUGAAGGGUGAAUGGUCUCCAGUGGGAAAUGUUGUGCAAUCUAACAUGAAAAAGCUAACAGACAAGGAAAAGAGAUAAAUUUGCCUUAUUGCGAGACUGAGUCACUUGCCAAAAAGGAAAGUCAAGCAGCCGAGCUCAUGAGAUGAGAAUGAAGUUCAACUCAGGAAGAGAGGAAACUCGAGCACUGGCAGCCCAAGAUAUUUUGGUGCCUGUGGCAGAAAAUCCAAAUGGAACCUCCCAGAGUAAUAAAAAUAUAUUAAGAAACUAAAAAGAAGAGAGCUUGCCACCCUUUAAUGCUCUCUGGCCCCAUGAGGUGGAUUGCUUCACCUUGUCCUGAGAGAGAGGUCAUACCUGACAUGGCAUUUACAUGGCAUGACACAGGCUUCAUUACCUGUGCCCCUUUAGUCCCCAUCACUUCGGUCACAUGGAUGAAGCACACUGGCUUUUGGAAAGAGGGGAGACCUUUCCUCAGUCAUCACAAGUAUCUACAGAGGUGUUGAGGUGGCAGAGUAUUCUUUUUCUCUUGAAAUCACAACAGUAUUCACUACUUGAAAUGGAAGAACUGCAUACGGGCUUCUUUUUAAUGCUUGGAAAGGAGAUUGCUUGCAGUGUAAAUUUGUAGUACUUUGUCUAAUGUUAAGGAUCCACCUUUUGCUCCUGGAGAAUCAGCUUCUUGAGGUGCAAAGACAUUGUUAAAAUGGUCAUAAUGGAAGGAUGAACAUGCAAUCCUCUGCAUGUUUACUCAGGUGUAAGCCCUGCUGUGUUCAGUGGAGCUUACUCCUUUAUAGGUAUGUUUAGGAUUACAGCUUUACUCCCUAGAGUCCAACACAGAGUCAGUUCUACUGGCUGAAUGACAUAAUCAGACGUAGGCCCAAUAGACACAGGUAGCCACUCAUCUGGCUUGGAGGGCAAUCAUGCAGAGGUGACUCACCAUGGCAAGCCCUUUUUGUAUGAAACAACUCUUCACAUGGCUGAGGCAAUGUUAGGCAUACCACAACAACUUCCACCCACCUCAAGGAGUUGAAACAGCACAGUAAAGAUUGCUGCAAGCAUAUGGGCUUGUUGCAAGGAACUGAUUUUAUACAGUUUCAUUUCAAGCAGCAACCAUACAGCUCUUGGCAUGUCAGAAGUGACCCUUAAUGUCCCUGAAUGUUCAGACACUAAAAGAAAAGGAGGGGUAUCCCAAAGAGGUAGGCCAUUUUCCACAACGUAUCUGGGCAGUCUAGAAGGAUGACUCGAUCGAAAUGUGACAUACUUGGGCCUCAAAAGAGUGACUGUGAUGGACUCUGGUAUCCCUGCAUACUUGUGAUUUCUUUCCCCAGAAUUACUCUUCUUUGCCUGACUUUGUUGGGAUUCCCCUGCCUGAUUUUGUUGGGUUUUGAAUUUUUGUUGACUUGUGAGUGCACUCCAUUGAUAUGAAAAGUAAUGUCUGAAGUGACCACGGGCUGAUGAGCAUCAUAAUUGGUUAGCAUUGCAUUCAGGCUCUAAUCACCAAAAUGGCACUUUUAACAUUAGUGCUUGUAUUGUGAAUUUAACAUCCAAGGGCUAAGUUGAAGAAGGCAGCACUCAUGGACUGUGUCACCUUUAAAGUUUCCUUCUCCCCCAGAAUCGCAGGCCUCCAGAUGCAUGGCCACAGAGCAGUAGCAGGGCUUAACAUGCCAGAGCAGGGCAGCAUUGACAGGCCAGGUAUUGCCCUUGGGCCUUAUGCUACCCAACACUGAUCUGACGAAUCAACCAUAAGAAUGUCGUGUGUUCUUUAGACUUCCACAAUUUCCAAAAUGAGAUAAAUAUUAUUGUUGAGAAAUAAAUAUUCAUCAGUAUAAAGACA